AUGGAACAACCACCUGAUGACUUUAUCCAAUUGGUGAUCACUCUUGCAAGAGAAGAUGAACAGAAAAAGAAAGAUGUUAUAGACUAUAAUAAUAAUAACACUAUUCAUAAUGACAUUGAAAAGGAUUAUAGUAGUAAUUUAAAAUCAACAGCAAAACAACAAUUCAAUCAGUACGCAUUGAAGCACGAUAGAGUAGUAUCAUGGUUACUCUAUUUAAUCGUCAAUGUCCCCUUUCCAACUAUUAAAGAGAAAUCAGUACAGUUACUAGAUAGAUUGACUAAAAAAGGAGAAACAAAAAAGCUUCGAGAUCUUGAACGGAUUGUAGAUUUGAAACACGAGGAUUUGGACAAGCGUCUUGAUGCACUCAAGAUAUUCAACUCUUUGGUGCAGUCUCGAGGUCUCACUCAUCAACAAUUUAGGUCGUUUCUCCCAUUGGCACUCUCUGUCAUCUCGCAAUUGGACGGCAUUGCACAUGGAGGCGACAUACAGGAAUCUGCAAUCUCUCUGAUGGAUCUUUUCGCCAACGAUGAUCCAUCGUGGAUGCAAGGAUUCAUUCGACAGAUCAUUGACACGUUUCUCGAGGUGAUGGAUAGACAUCGUGGCGGCGGCGGUGAAAAGGGAAAUAUAUCUUCCCUGCCAAAAAACAUCAAACGUAGUAUGUUUGACUUUUUGCUUCUCAUUGCAGAGUCUAACCCCGUCAACUAUGUUGGCAAUCAGAUUGACAAGAUCUUCGUCCACAUGUACGAUUGGCUCAUACAAGUCAAGGAUGUGUCGAUGAAAGAGUGGAACGAGAGCAACACCAAGAUUGACAGUGACAACAACUAUUUCAACUUUCAUUUUGACGAGGAGAAAGACGACAAUAUUGUACCAACAACAACAAAGGACGAUCGUCAACCUGAUAUUUACGACGAUGAAAAUGACGAGGUGGCAGGCCUUACAGCAGACUCUGCGUUUGAACGAUUCGCAGAAGCAAUCGGUCUACGUGUGGCAGUACCCAUUUUAACACAUUUUAACAACCUUUUAAAAUCUCAACACUGGAAAGAAAGAUACGCAGCAAUGAUUAGUUUAUCUAAAGUUUGUCAAUCAGUUCCAAUCACUGUAUCACAUCAAUUUAAUUUUAUUUUAACGUCAGCAUUAAAUUUUGUUGAUGAUGAAAAUACUAGAGUUAGAUGGGCAUCAUUUCAAUUAUUAAUUCAAUUAUCGAUUGAUUUUGACGAGUUGAUGGUUUCAUCAAGAGAUCAAUUAUUCAAUGUGAUUGGAAAAUCAAUUAAUGAUAAAAAUGAACGUGUUCAAAGUUGUUGUUGUGUUUUGGUACAAACAAUGAUGACUUGUCUAACCAAGGGCGACACGAUUGACGAUAAUAUUUUGGAUGGAUUAUUUCGUUCAUUUGAAAUACUACUUGCAUCACCAAAAAUAUAUGUUGUUGAAAGUGCAUUUGCAUCAUUUAUUUUGGUCCUGGGUAUCGUUAAAGAGAAAUUUAUACCUGUAUUAAUAAUAUGUAUCGCCUCUUCUAAUCUUUUGACCGAGCUCUGCAACAAGUUGCGAGACAAAAGAGAAGACCAAGUCGUCAAGGCAGUUAUUCUCUUCCUCAUGGCACAGUACUGUACCCAUGGUGGUGAGUCGGCCAUCAACUCAUUCCCACUGAUCAUUCCAACUAUUGUCGAGUGUCUGACACUCCCCAACCCCUUGGCGCGACAAAAUGCUUCAUUUGCACUUGGCUUGGCGGCACAGACUUCCAAAGACAGAUUCUCAACAUGGGUCAUGCCAGUUUUACAAGCACUCAACGUCAUGAUAUCUUUACCAACUGCACACUCGUCGACGCGCAACAAAAUAGCAACAGAAAAUGCAAUCUCGAGUAUCGGUAGAAUCAUCAGAUAUGUGACACAAGUCGGUAACAACCAGGUAGGUGUCAUCAUUUCAAAAUGGUUAUCAAAGCUUCCCAUCGAUGACGAGGAAGAAAUUCUACCUGUCAUUGAUAACCUUUGUGCCAUCGUCCAUCUCUACACUGAUGAAUGUCUCGGUCCACAAUACCAACAUGUUGUCAAGAUACACGAAAUCAUCCAACACUACAUCAAAACAACCCACCAACAAGACUUACUACUUCAAACUUGGUCAUUUAUCAAAGAAUCGAUUAAAUCAAAUUGGGAUAAUAUUCCUUCAUCAGAUACAAAGUUUCAAAUAGCAUCAAUCUUGAUAUAA
Molecule: messenger RNA, 2199 nt
Organism: Cavenderia fasciculata
Lineage: Eukaryota; Evosea; Eumycetozoa; Acytosteliales; Cavenderiaceae
Exons: 4
Coding region: 1-2199 (732 amino acids)
Biological process (GO): protein import into nucleus
Cellular component (GO): cytoplasm; nucleus
Molecular function (GO): nuclear import signal receptor activity
Source: RefSeq, a predicted model, not a curated record